Messenger RNA from Psammomys obesus (fat sand rat), 233 nucleotides. RefSeq names its product 40S ribosomal protein S27-like. Gene Ontology annotation, biological process: translation; ribosomal small subunit assembly. NCBI's taxonomy places the organism in Eukaryota, Metazoa, Chordata, Mammalia, Rodentia, Muridae. The record is from RefSeq and is a predicted model, not a curated record. The coding region runs from base 1 to 213 and encodes 70 amino acids. Gene Ontology annotation, molecular function: structural constituent of ribosome; RNA binding. The transcript has a single exon. Gene Ontology annotation, cellular component: cytosolic small ribosomal subunit; ribosome.
AUGCCUCUCGCAAAAGAUUUCCUUCAUCCCUCUCUAGAAGAGAAGAGGAAACACAAGAAAAAGCACCUGGUGCAGAGCCCCAAUUCAUACUUUAUGGAUGUGAAAUGCCCAGGAUGCUAUAAAAUCACCAUGGUUUUCAGCCAUGCACAAAUGGUGGUAUUGUGUGUUGGCUGCUCCACUGUUCUUUGUCAGCCUACGGAAAAGCAAGGCUAACAGAAGGAAUGUUCCUUCAG